UUUUUUGUAGUCAAGAUCCAUCAAUCGUUUCCAACUAAGAUGGGCCGACAUGGAGUCUACAAAAAUUAUAUAAAGAGCAAUAACAACCCGUCAAUCUGCCCUAUUCAUAAUUAUCAAAUACAAGAAAUUCUCUAUAUUCUACCUGAGUUUCUAGAAAUCCCCACAAAAUGAAGAUCACCAACACUCUUCCUUUGGCUUUCUUCCUCCUCGCCUCAGCCGCCGCUGAUGCUGAGCCUGACAAAGAAAACAUUCAUCCCGUCAACACAGUCAGGGUCCAGCUAGCCAACGAUCAAUCAGGCGCCAAUGCCAAUAAACAGGUUCCUACUGACGGCGUGAAACACUCCAUCGAUUCUCUCUGGGGCGAUACGGCCGUCGCUCGCCAUGGCGUUGUGUUUGCCACCAGCGCCCAGCUCACAGCCAACUUCCAGAAUACGGCCUGUACCAUUUCGCAGCCUCCAAAGGUUCAUGCCGAACUUGACUCGCAACGCACCUGGGUGUCAUUGGAUGGUGGCAAGGUGGUAGAAUUGGACCAUGGUUUCAUUACCUGCCAUCACACCUGAGAGUGAAGGAAAAGUUGCAGGAUUAUUAGGGUUGUGGGUUUUUUGUUGACGGGGUUUUUUUCAAUCAUAUUAAUGUACGUGUA
Messenger RNA from Aspergillus wentii DTO 134E9, 643 nucleotides. RefSeq lists its product as uncharacterized. Bases 168 to 560 code for a protein of 130 amino acids. The record is from RefSeq and is a predicted model, not a curated record. The transcript has 2 exons. Lineage: Eukaryota; Fungi; Ascomycota; Eurotiomycetes; Eurotiales; Aspergillaceae.